AUGUCCCGCCUCCCCUACCCCGACUACCACACCCCGCACGCCAAAUCCCAUCCCACCCUCAACAUCAUCAAACUGCUGUCGCACAACCGCGACCGCGAGCUGGUGAUCAUGCUAACGACAGCCAAAUUCCAAUCGACCUACGAAUGGACCCACCAUGUGCCCGUGGCUAGAGUCACCAGAGCACAGCAGUCCGCGCUGGCAGCAUCAUCGAAACGGUUCAGCUACUUCAUCUACGGGAAACAUAGUCCCGAGGCGGGGUUCAACCCGAGAGAUCUUGCGCUCCUGACGUUUGUGGAAACCAUCAUCUAG
Molecule: messenger RNA, 309 nt
Organism: Aspergillus aculeatinus CBS 121060
Lineage: Eukaryota; Fungi; Ascomycota; Eurotiomycetes; Eurotiales; Aspergillaceae
Exons: 2
Coding region: 1-309 (102 amino acids)
Source: RefSeq, a predicted model, not a curated record